GUGUGCGUGUGAGCGCGCGAGCGAGCGUAUGUGGUGUGCAUAUAGGUAAUAAGCUGCUCCGCCACUGCGCAACGAUGGAGCUAUCGCAACGAUGGAGAUGACGCAAACAGACCCAGCUCUCCGAAAAAGUGUUUCAAGACGAACAUGGCGGCAACUUAACCGCGGUCCAAGAUGACAAUGGCCAACAGGAGAAAGGAUUCUAGGUUUUUCGCCCAGGUACGGGACAGAGAAACUAGCCUGCCUGCAUCAAACGGGCUCGUUGCUCUCCUUUAAGUGAAUCUGCAAAGCGAACGGCGGCAGACGCGCAGCAUCAGCACCGAGAGGCUCGCAACAGCUGGUCUCCCUGCACCCCCGCCGAAAGAACAACCCCGGGGAGAGACGGUAGGGAGAGGAGGGCAUGCGGUCAAAGAGGACGCCGUUUCCCCCCGGAGAGCCAUGGAGAACCGGGAUGCGGCAGCGCGAGGCUUAAUCUGUGCGGGCUCGCUAAUUGGAUCGGAAUAGCUCCGAGUGCUGCGGGCGCGAUAGUGGAGCGCCCUGGACCGGCGGAGGCACGGCACCCCACCGAUAUACAGAGGAGAACCAACCGGAGUCCAUCCCCCAACAAGUCAAUGAGUAUUGUGGCAGAGCAGCCCCCGCGGUGGAGUCGGCCAGGGCAGCACUUUCCUAAAAUAUGACCAGGGGUGCUUGGAUGCGUCGGCAGCAUGACGAAGGCUUAAAAUACUGGUUUGCACCCCGAGAGAACGAGAAGCCAUUUACCGAGUCGGAGAGGGCCCAGAGAUGGCGACUGUCGCUGGCCUCUCUGCUCUUCAUCACCGUCCUCCUCUCUGAUCACUUGUGGUUCUGUGCCGAGGCAAAACUGACGCGAACCCGAGACAAGCGGUCGGGCGACAUGGGCGAGUACCCAAACUACCGACACCACAUCCAAACAUCACCUGACCCCCAGCGUCUCGCCAGAGAGCAAGAUGUUAUUUUUCUAGGGAAUUCUACCAAACCUCUGUGGCGAAUGGACACCUGUCACCCCGACAGCCUGUCCAAAGACUGCUUUACUUUCACGGACGCGGAGACCGUGUGCCGGGGCCUCUCUGGUAGAGGGGAAAACGGGACACAGUUGGCGUACGUGAAUCUGAGCGAUUUGUACCUUUCUUUUUGUAAUUCCUACUCACUUUUGGAUUUGUUUUACGGGUUUACGAGUCUGUACGAUAUGAACUGCACCCUGGAUAUGGCCACUGGGGUGGAUGUGCUGGGAUGCCGUGAGUGUGUCCAGGCUUAUCAGCGUCUUGACCAGGAGGCGGAGGACAGAUACCACGAGUUUGAACUGCUGGUUCAGAAAUACGAGACAGAUGCAUACUCGGUUAGGACGUGCAUGGAGGAGUGCAAGAUGGUUUAUAAGCCUUGGCUGUGUUCUCAGUACUUCCAGACCACCCAGAUGCACUGCAGCAAUCGAAUCCCCUGUGGUCAGUACUGCCUGGAGGUGCAACAGCGGUGCCCCUUUGUCCUGCCCGACAAUGAUGAUCUCAUUCACGGAGGCAGCCCCAGUUUUAUAUGCACAGGGCUGCUGGAAGACUAUCCAUCAGGUGUGGACCCAGAUGCAGAGUGCUGUGACGUACGGUGGUACUUGAAAGCAGACAACCGUUCCCGGGGGACCCUGAAAAGAACUCACCCACCAUGCCAGCACCGUACCUCCCUCAGCUCCUCAGCAGCCUGCAGACUGUGUAACAGCCGGCUCAAACUCUGCCUGCUGGUCCUUGUCCUCCUACACACUGUUGCCAGCCUCACAGCAUCCCACAAUGCAACAGGACUGGGCCUCCCCACCAUCACGCCUCUGGAGGAGAGCCCUGCCAACGAGGAGUGAUAGAGCUGCCAGGAGAAGGUGAGGUUGUUGGGGUGGGGGAUUCCCUCACCAUGGCAACCGAUGUGGAAAAAUACAGCCACAGCUGUGCAAGCGGCUGGAGCUGUACGCCUGUGGACAUCCUGCAACGCUUUCUGGCAAAUGGAAAAUGUGGGACGCUUUGAUAUUAAAAGACACAGGAAUCAAUCAAGACAAAUGAAUAACUAAACAAACAGACAUACCGCGGGGUUCAAACAGUCCCUUCUGUAGGGAAAGGGGACAAUGCCACAGCCUUUGUUGAGAGGGAAGGUCAGCUUCCUCGUGGCUGAGUUUCUCUCACUACGCUUUUUUACACUGUGUUCCAAUUAUUGGUUUGUGUUGCACUGGCUAACUAUGGAAUAACACAAUCAUAUUCACUUUUUAAUGUUCAUCCUUUGUCUUUGUUUCUGAGUCUCUCAUAGAGGAAGGAAAUGUGUCUGCCUCGAAAUAAGACAGACAACGUGUAAAGAAAAAGAGGAAUAUCUUGCAAGUUUGUCUGUGUGUGCGUUUUCUAGAUUUACUUGUGUGCGUGUGAGCAUGUGUGUGUAAGAGAAGGAGUGUGUGUUGCGGACACAAAAGUCUACCUAACAGGCUGGUACAGCAGAUGAUUUUUAUGGAGGCCCCCUCAGAUGUCACUUAGCUCUGCCAUGGUGUUUUGAUGGCCACAAUCUCAUUAAACACCACUGACUUUUUUGAAUGUGGUUCUGAUGUCCAUAAUAAAUACAGUGUUUAACGCAGGUUUACAGUUUCCCCUUAAUUAGUUUUGUGAGAUAACAUUGACCCAUUAAUGUUGCUUUUAAAUCCAAAAUAGCAAAACCUGGCAUUAGAAACCAGGACAGGACAGCCCGUUCUGUUUUUCCAAUGCUUUAAAUCUCAGAUGAGCUCUUUUUAAUACAACAUGGGUCUUUUUACUAGCUUUGACCAUAAUUCCUUAUUUUUGACUAUUCAAUCUAAUAGGUUUGAUCAAAUAUAAAAUGUAAAAUUUAGGCCAUAUGCAUAUGCACGGUUCUUUGCAUUUAGGUAACUGUCAUGAAGACUUCAGGUGCCAAAGAAAUGGAUUAGAAAAUGUGCUUAUCUGCUCUCCAUUGUCUUUGUUACCUCAGCGAAUGUUGUAGCAUCAUUACUACUAAGUGUCAUCUUGACGAAUAGAACCGACUGUCAAAACUACAAAAAUGAAAUCCAAUUUGUGGUGAGCCAGAUGAAAGCUUUAGGUUCCUAUUGUGACAGGGCUGAGCCAUGUCAAUGACAAAAUUUACAAAUGAUUAGAAUUUUAAAAGGUUAAAAGUUUUUUAGGGGUUACUUCCAGGAUUUUGGAUCACUGGAUUUAAAAUCAUCAUGUUUUUAAUGCAGGGAAAAUAUUAAGUAAACGUGAGCUGUUUUCACACUUCCACUGCAGCAAUGAACUUCUCUGGACAUCCGGUUACGGGGCUGCAUGCAGAAUGCAGAUGUUCUCAUUAAAUAGUUCUUAACCUGCCGUAACACUGUCUGGAGUUAAUGUGUGAAAAUGACAACAGUGAUUCAAGUAAAGCAGGGUGGCGAAAAGUUCAUUUUUGUCAGCUUUUUAGAGUGGAUGUAAACCUGAUGAAUUAUUAUACCUGGAAAAAUGAUCACCUUUGUUAGUGUACACAAAAGUGUAAGAUUCAGAGAUCGGGCAAUUUUAUCUCACCAAAUGAAAUUAAGCCUAUGCUUGUCUUAAUCAAGGAUAUUAUUUCUUAUUCUAAACAUACUCCUCUUGUCAGCAACAUGGCUGAGCAAAGCUGACUGAUGCUGGGAUAAAAAAAAACAUUAGAUCAGUAUAUUUAGCACUGUUAAACCAGACAUAAAAAGACUUGCUCUUUUUUAAGGUACCAUCCAGUCAAAUAGUGUCUGCAGCAUACAAACAGCAUUUAGUCUGAAGGCCGCUCCUUUCCCCUUAAGCCUUGGAUCGGCUUCUUCACCUUGACGUGGGUUCAUAAUAAAAAUGUAACAGAAAUAUGACUAAUAAAUUACUCUAGCUAUGAAUACUACUUGAAAACAAAAACUCAAUUUGCUGUUUUCCCCUGAACCAAAACCUAACCUCAGGCUUUUUAUUCAAAGGAAACACAGUGACUGGAUGUUACCUUUAAUGACCUUUCGUAAUUUGUAAACUAUAACUCCCAUGCAAUUAUAAAAAGGAUAAAAUGUCAACAUCUCAUUAGGCACGGUAGCUCACUACCUGCAGCUACUCCGGUUUCUUACACUGUAUUCCUGCUCCCCGGCCCCUUGUGCUGAGCUGGUCCCAUACGACACACAGACUGACAUUCCCCAUCUGAUAACCACAGCGCAGUUCUGACAUAUCUGUUGAAUCCAAAUGUGUAUUACAUGAACUGCAUGUGGAGGCGCUGCAAGGUUAUGAAAGCCUCUUUUGUUGAUUGUCUUCAGCCCCACUCCCUGAAUGCACCACAUCUUAUCCCAAAUCGGCUCCUGUGGCAUGCCCACUGUCUUGUACUUUUUCUCCUGACAUGUCAAACUCCUGUCUCAUUAAGUAAAGGGCUUAUUAAGAUAUACAGAUCAAACGCCAUCAAAACAGACAUCAAGCACAUUCAAAAAGGUUGCAUCCAAAUUGUUAGUAGACAAAAGGUAAAAACCUGGCUCAUUUAUUAUUACUGUUAUUGUUAUUAUUUUGAACUCAUGCGGUUUCAGUACAAAGGUAUUCCGCCGGCUGCUACUGGAAAGCAGAAACAGAAACAAACACAGAGAGAGGAGCAUGCCAUUGUUUGUGUUUGCACCAAUCACAUUAUCUGUGAUCAUCUAGGUCCGCUAACACUUUGAUUUAUAAAUGUUGACCUGUGUGUGAAAAGAGAGGAAUGGUUUGACCUUAAGGGCUGACUUCUUCUUUUGUUUCUGGUUUUAUUUUUUGUCUCUUUGAUGAACAAGGCUGUGAGAUCAGGUACAUGGUAAAGAUGAGCAGAUAAACAGCUUUUGCUGAAUGAAUUUUUUCCCCCCACUCUCGAAUAUGUUUAUUGCUUAUAUGAGAUGUCCAGUCUGAUAUCUGAUGUCAACACUUUUAUUAUUAACCUUAUAUGAGGAUUUAAAAGUCAUCAUUAUUCACACAAUUUCUAUAUAAUAAGUAUAUUGGCUUAUUUUGGCACUUACUGUUUAGACCCUGCCUCAGUCUCAUUACCAUUGCUGCUUGCUUGAAAUGCAUACAUAACUGUUUCAUGGUCAUGCGGCACGGCACACCCAUGCCCAUCAUAAAUGACUGCUUCCGGUUUCAGAACAAUGCUGCUAUACCAUUGGCCACCACUAGAUGGCAAUAGAUUUAUUCGUUUCCACUGACACUUCUGCUAAAGACCUACCACAAAAGGUCUGACAGAUACACGGAAACCAGGAAGGCAGAGCUCCAUGUGUGCUGCUGUGUGCUCUUCUUUUGUUCUUAUACAUAGAUGUAGGUUAAUGUCUCUGAGUCUCUUUGGAGAGCUCAUUUGUGUUUAAAUGACCUCGUGGCAGUGGGACAGGUGUGGCAAACCACAGCUGUCUUUCACCACACAGGGUCUUGCAACAUUACCUAUAUGAUAUUAGCUGCAGUCCUGAAGCAUGCAUUUUAGUGUGAAAUCAGUACAGUGAUUGCACAUUAGAUUGUGUAAUAACUGUGUCAUUGCCCCAAAACAGACUCUGUAUUAUUUGCAUUUUUCCGUUCUCGUCUUAAGGAAAUAUUUCCCCCAAAUUUCCAUAACAUGAAAUGCAGUACAGGAUGUGCAGACAGCGGUUAAUGGUGCCCAAGCAUAAAUAAAUAAAAUUUAAAAUACAGCAUGACAUAGUGCUUUUCAUAAUGACACAUAAUGGACAUAAGAAGGAAUACAGGGUCUGCAAGAAAUGCUAGCAAUACAUAGAUUGCCCCGCAAGUGUCAUGCAAGCCUUGUCACAAGCACAUGUAAAAGAUGAGUCCACCUUGAAGUGUAAUAUGUUCAGCAGAUUGUGAUUUCAUCCUGCCGUUAAUGGCCAGCGGUCAUGCUGCGAUCCAGCAGCCACCAAAAGCCAACCGGCGGACACGCCUAUUCAAUAAACCUGCUUUCAGAAGUCACGCAGAGAACAUGAUUGCUUUACACGCAGCAGAGCAUCCUGACUGUGGUUGCAUGGGUGCGAAUGCUGUGCAUAUGUGUCAUCUAUCACACGCCUUCACACAUGUUUGCACCAGGUAUGGACAUUUCUGUGUGCAAGAUUACUUCCAAAAACAAACAAAAAAAGAAUUAGAUUUGACUGAUGUAAAUCUCUGAUUUGACUUUUGUUGGUAAUGCAGGCUUGCACGCAACAGUUACUCUGUGAUAAUUUAAUUUUUUUGUAUGUAUUGGUUCGUCAAAUUUUUUACUGCAUUAUAAUGAGAAGAAAUUGUGUAGGGUCUUAUAGAUUCAGACUAGAUCCCAGACAAUGGUCUGUAGCGAUCAUAGGUUAUGGUCUGUCACGUUCCAUUACACACUAACGUACAAAAUCGAAUUUUGUGUUUUACCCCUGCACAUAUAGAGUAUUUAUGCCUCUUGCCAUUACCACCCUGUGCACCCACCACGAAAUAAUAUGUACACAAAUAUUGCCCUCUUUCACUCUUUCUCAGCCUCUCUCUGUUUUCACAAUAGUUCUGUUCUCUAUCCUGUGGAUCUAUGCAGAAGCCCAUUCCUUUUUUUGGUUGUAAAUAUGUUCCCUAGUAUGCUGAACAAUGUAUGUCUCUCCUUGUGUACUUUGAGUUGAUGUCAUGCUGUUACUUUCUUCUUCUUCUUCUCCUUCUUCUACUUCUGAUCCUUUUUUUUAUUUAAGCGUCUCAGAUCAUUGAUGUUAAAAGAGAGUGUGGUGAGGUUUAACCAAUAGACUUGUCCUCAGCUUUGCAACCUUAUUGUGAAAGGUUGUGGCUUUGUGUGUGCAUAAGUGAAUGAUUUAUGAUUAUAGAGAUGAAAAAGGUUCAAAGGCAUAUAGAAAUAUCAUUGCGAUUAUGAUUAUUAUUAUUACUAUUAUACUACCAGUAUAUUGUAAUAUUAUAGAUGCUUUAGUUCAAGUAACUUCUUUAAUUUUUCUACAAACAACUUUGAUGAAAUGAUUUAUAAAACAGUCUCACAAGUCAUGAUCUUUUCGAAAAGUAUGAAAACUACUGCUACAAUGAUUAAAAUUGUGUUCUGAUGAAA
Molecule: messenger RNA, 6996 nt
Organism: Maylandia zebra (zebra mbuna)
Lineage: Eukaryota; Metazoa; Chordata; Actinopteri; Cichliformes; Cichlidae
Gene: nalf1b
Product: NALCN channel auxiliary factor 1b
Biological process (GO): calcium ion import across plasma membrane
Cellular component (GO): plasma membrane
Molecular function (GO): stretch-activated, monoatomic cation-selective, calcium channel activity
Source: RefSeq, a predicted model, not a curated record